AUGUGGAGCUUUGACCUUGAGGGACGCGUUAUCACGCUGGGCGAGCGAAAGCUCCGGAUCGAAGACCAGUUGACCGAGGUCCUAGACCAGGAGCUGGGUGAGCGCACCCUUCUCCUCAAGGCCAGAAACCUGGAAAGCAAGGCGGUUUCUUUGGUUCGGAUGCGCUAUCAGCUAAACCCGCGGGGCUUCGAGAUGGACACCGAAGACGCGAGGAGGGAGGUCCGGCAGAUCGCGGAGCACGAGUUUCUUCACGAGUGUGACGCUGUCAAGCUGCUGGGUGAAGCCGGGCUGGGACCAAAAUAUUUCGACCACUUCAUGUGCUCCCAGCCGAACUGGAUGCCCUUCCCCAGUGGAUAUGGCCACUUCCUGGUGAUGACGGUGCCCCCGGGUGAGAGCCUCGAGGAGAUCAGCGACGAGCUCACCGAUCGCCAGCUGGACGGCAUCCGGACGCAGCUGGCGCGCAUUCUAGAGCUACUACGCGAGAACGGCCACAAGCUGGUCGAUCAACAUCCGAGUUAUCUGAACUACGAGGUCGGCACCAACAAGCUCUACCUGGUCGAUCUCACCCACCUUCGCGGAACCGACCCGACCAGCAAAACCUCGUUCCCGAUCGACGAGGAGAGCCCGUACGUGGAAGCGUUCAAUCUCUGGCGUGCACCGUAUCGGAAGCCUCAACAGGGCCCGAAGGAAGCGAGCAAGGCGCCGCCGCGAUCGGGAGAAAAGUCGACCGGAAAGACACCAUCGUCCGAUCAGCCCACCAAGAAGGAGAAUCGCCCCCCAUGGAGACAUUGA
Messenger RNA from Aspergillus japonicus CBS 114.51, 792 nucleotides. RefSeq lists its product as uncharacterized. NCBI's taxonomy places the organism in Eukaryota, Fungi, Ascomycota, Eurotiomycetes, Eurotiales, Aspergillaceae. The transcript has 2 exons. The record is from RefSeq and is a predicted model, not a curated record. The coding region runs from base 1 to 792 and encodes 263 amino acids.